CCUUGGUGACUGUAUCUCUCCAGCUCUGUCAGCUCCAUUUUCUCCACCAUGAGUCGGCAACUGAACAUCAAGCCUAGCGGUGACAAGUGCAACUUCAGCAUGCUUUCUGCAGUGCUGCCGAGGAGGGCUGUGGGUAGCAUGGCCUCCUACCGUGCCACUGGCCAAGGAGCUGGGGCUGGCUUUGGCAGUCGGAGCCUCUACAGUCUUGGAGGGAAUCGGCAUAUUUCCUUCAACCUGGCAGGAAGCAGCAUUAGGGAUGGAGGGUACAGCUUUGGGUAUGGCUCUGGGUAUGGGGGGGGGCGGGCCAGUGGCUUUGCUGGUAGCAUCUUUGGCAGUAUGGCUCUGGGGCCUGCAUGUCCAUCGGUGUGCCCACCUGGGGGCAUCCACCAGGUUACUGUCAAUAAGAGCCUCCUGGCCCCCCUCAACGUGGAGUUGGACCCUGAGAUUCAGAAAGUGCGUACCCAGGAGCGGGAGCAAAUCAAGGUUCUGAAUGACAAGUUUGCCUCCUUCAUCGACAAGGUGCGGUUUCUGGAGCAGCAGAACCAGGUGCUGGAGACCAAGUGGGAGCUUCUGCAGCAGCUGGACCUCAGCAACUGCAGGAAGAACUUGGAACCCAUUUAUGAGGGUCACAUCAGCAGCCUGCGGAAGCAGCUGGAGACACUGUCUGGGGACAGAGUGAGGCUGGACUCAGAGCUGAGGAGCAUGCGGGAUGUGGUGGAGGACUACAAGAAGAGAUACGAGGUGGAGACUAACCGGCGCACAGCAGCUGAGAAUGAGUUUGUGGUGCUCAAGAAGGACGCAGAUGCAGCUUACACAGUCAAGGUGGAGUUGCAGGCCAAAGUGGACUCUCUAGAAAAGGACAUCAAAUUCCUCAAGUGUCUGUACGAUGCGGAGAUAGCCCAGAUUCAGACUCAUGCCAGUGAGACCUCUGUCAUCCUGUCCAUGGACAACAACCGGGACCUGGACCUGGACAGCAUCAUCGCGGAAGUCCGGGCUCACUAUGAGGACAUUGCCCUGAAAAGCAAAGCUGAGGCCGAGGCUCUGUACCAGACCAAGAUCCAGGAACUGCAGCUGGCAGCUGGACGGCAUGGGGAUGACCUCAAACACACCAGGAAUGAGAUGUCGGAGCUUAACCGGCUCAUCCAGAGGAUCCGCUGUGAUAUUGCCAAUGUGAAGAAGCAGUGCUCCAACCUGGAGACGGCCAUAGCUGAUGCUGAGCAGCGAGGAGACAGUGCACUCAAGGACGCCCGGGCCAAACUGGAUGAGCUGGAAAGCGCCCUGCACCAGGCCAAGGGGGAGCUUGCUAGGUUGAUGCGUGAGUACCAGGAGCUCAUGAGCCUGAAGCUGUCCCUGGACAUGGAGAUCGCCACCUACCGCAAGCUGCUGGAGGGUGAGGAGUGCAGGAUGUCUGGUGAGAAUCCAUCACCCGUGAGCAUCUCUGUCAUCAGCAGUGGCAGCUAUGGUUAUCACCCCAGCUCUGUGAGUGCCGACCUUGGGGCCAGCAGUGCAGCUGGCAGCCCCAACAGUCCCCGAAGUGGUGGCCAGACCAAGACCCGAGGGGCACGAGCAGGAGACCUCAUGGAAUCCCAGGACAAGAGUGCCCCAGUCAGCCCCCAAGCCGGGAAGACCACUCGAUAA
Molecule: messenger RNA, 1638 nt
Organism: Castor canadensis (American beaver)
Lineage: Eukaryota; Metazoa; Chordata; Mammalia; Rodentia; Castoridae
Gene: Krt74
Product: keratin 74
Biological process (GO): keratinization; intermediate filament organization
Cellular component (GO): keratin filament
Molecular function (GO): structural constituent of skin epidermis
Source: RefSeq, a predicted model, not a curated record